GUCACGUGGUGGUUGACACUCAGCACAUUAAACUUGUCAGCAGGUGCAACAACAUGGACUUGCCGUACGGUCCACUGGGUCUGGGUCUGGUAGCAGGACUCAGCUGUGGGCUCCUCAUCGGCUGGCAGCUUCGGGCUCGCUUGGGCUCCACAUCCAAAACCCUGAUGACGGCGAUGGGGAACGGCACCGGUGAAGAAGCGAGCGUGAUGGGAGAAGGCGGCGAGUUCAAGAUGAUACUGGUGGUCCGAAACGACCUGAAGAUGGGUAAAGGGAAGGUGGCCGCUCAGUGCUCCCACGCCGCCGUGUCGGCUUACAAACAGGUUCAGCGCAGGAAGCCGGAGCUUCUGAAGCAGUGGGAGUACUGCGGCCAGCCCAAGGUGGUGGUGAAGGCGCCCGAUGAGGACACCCUGAUCGAACUGCUCGCUCACGCCAAAGAAGUUGGGCUUCCCGUCAGCCUGAUUCAGGACGCAGGAAGGACACAAAUUGCGCCCGGAUCGCGCACCGUGCUGGGUAUCGGUCCAGGCCCGGCGGAUCUGGUGGACAAAGUCACUGGAGACCUGAAGCUCUACUAGAGUUCCAGCAUCAGGCCGACCUGCUUACGACGUCUUUGUGUUAUAACUAUUUGCAAUGCAAACGAAGGAGUUUUUUUUUUUGUACAAUAAACAAUCAAUUAUAUGUUAAAUACUUGAAAUUUUUGGUGCAGUUUUGGACACACGAGCCUUUCACAUUUGAUGACUCUUGGAAAAAAGCAGUAAAAAAAGCUUGAUGUGUAAUAUUUUACUGUGAUACUUCAUUGACAGAAACAAAAGGCACUACAAACACUGUUCAGAGUACAUUUACAUGUAAAAAAUAUUCAUUUUUUU
Molecule: messenger RNA, 863 nt
Organism: Plectropomus leopardus (leopard coralgrouper)
Lineage: Eukaryota; Metazoa; Chordata; Actinopteri; Perciformes; Serranidae
Gene: ptrh2
Product: peptidyl-tRNA hydrolase 2
Biological process (GO): positive regulation of anoikis; negative regulation of anoikis
Cellular component (GO): cytosol
Molecular function (GO): peptidyl-tRNA hydrolase activity
Source: RefSeq, a predicted model, not a curated record